This is a messenger RNA of Rhagoletis pomonella (apple maggot), 3536 nucleotides long. RefSeq names its product DIS3-like exonuclease 2 (gene Dis3l2). Lineage: Eukaryota; Metazoa; Arthropoda; Insecta; Diptera; Tephritidae. The record is from RefSeq and is a predicted model, not a curated record. Gene Ontology annotation, biological process: miRNA catabolic process; mRNA catabolic process. Gene Ontology annotation, cellular component: exosome (RNase complex); P-body. Gene Ontology annotation, molecular function: 3'-5'-RNA exonuclease activity; RNA binding.
CAGUUGGAUACACAGACCGUUUGGGUGGUGUAUUGCGCCAAUUAGCAUAACGGCUGUCAUUUCACAAUUUUCUGCAAAACAUCAAAAUAUAAGAGAAGGACAACAAAAAGAAGCAGGACUGUCCAAUUGGCAAAAACUUUUAAGACGUGUGUAAAUUUAAUUCGAGUCGACUUGUUUCUUUCAUUAAUUUAAAACAAUUAAAUUCGGUAACUUUUAUCAAAAAAUUUCAAGUGUAUUUCAGCAGGCUAUAAUGGAGACGGAUUUAGGUGAUGAAAUGCAAAUGCAUGAGGAGCAAAAAGAAAAUAUAACUGACAAAGAGAAAGCUGAACAUGAAGGCGCAAGCAGCAUCAAAAAAGAGGAUAUUGAAAACAAAAAUAAAUCAUUUUUGGAUAUGGUUCCCUCGCAGGCCAAUCCUUUGGUUUCAACCUUAAAACCGGAAGAUCGCAAUAUAGAAGAACCAUUGGCGGUACCGGAUGGUGUGUCAGAAAAUAUCGAUUUACCUUCUACAAGUGGUUGUGAUUUGGCAAAAAUAAAAAUUCAGGAUUCUGCUGAAAAAUCUGCUGCUCAUAAAAAUUUUACCAAAAAAAUUGCCACGCUUCAAGAAAAAUCAAAAAAUGUACGGGCUAAAUUAGGAUUGCAUCGGCGUGAAUUACAGCAGCAGUGUGCUCUUGUUUCGCAAUCGCCCCAAGUUUGUCACAUCAAUGACAGGUUGGCAGCAAAAGCAAUGACUGCUUUGCGUGCCAACACAUCUCGUGGCACUGAUAAUUCGCAAACACCUAGCACAGCUACGCAGUCUGCAUUUGAAGUUAAUGCAAAUGCAAACAGUUCAACUGUACAACAUCAGCGUCCUUCACGACGAGAUCUGCAGGAACAAUUGGAAGGUUUGCAAGAGCUACUUAAUCAACUGACUCAUAAAAAUCCUCAGCUGAAAGAGUGCGUCCAAGAAUUAGCGCAAGGUAAUCCCAAACUACGCCAACUUGAUCUCUUUGCAGCGGUUGGGCCAGAAAAAGCCAUUAGGGCAUCUGAACCUGUACCAAGCGUUUCCCGAUCUGAGAGUAACGCAAAACAAAGGCGAGAAUCAGAAUUAUCUAAUGCCAGCACGACAACAUCACAAAAGGAUACAGCUACCAAUACAAAUGACAACAGCAAUGGUGCACAGAAAAGCAGUCGAAAACGCGCACGUAACCGUAAAAAUAAGACCAUCAAACCCAGUAAAAGCCAGGCAAGUGAACAGGAAGCAUUGUGUAAAUACAUAAAUAGCAUUGUGAGCCAAUAUUUAGGCGUAGAGAAAAAACAAAAGGCCGAUGAACUGGAAUUUAAAGGCACCUUCGAUGAUUUGGAGGCGCAUGCACAGAAAUUAGUGCAGGAGGGUAUUGGACGCAUUGUGGAAGAAGAAAUAAGAAUUAACCGCAAGAAUAAUAGGCAAUCAUUUAUUGUCAUGUCAGCCGAUCGGGAAGGUGUUGAACGUGAUGGCAUUAUAUUACUGCCUGUGGGAAGGCGUUAUGCUUUUGAGGGUGAUUUAGUGCGUGCUUUUGUAAUGAAUGCUGGCAUGGCAGCGACCUCAACCACAUCACAACAUGCAAAGGAUGCCCAUGAAACAUCAACUAAGGAGGAUAAAAAGGACGAUGUCGGAUCAUCUGCAAUAACGGGUGGCAAAGAGAAUUCAUUUUGCCUAGGUGAUGACGAGGAUCCUUUUGAAGACACCGAAUCGCCGGAUUCCGAUGUCGAUGUUGAUCAGAAUGAUUUAGAUACAUCUGCCGUUGUAGUGCCGGAUAAUUGCCCAAAAUCCUUCGUUAUAUCUAUUGUAAAACAAACGCAGUUGCGAGAAGUUGUGGGCGCUAUAUCCUUCAAGAAUUCCAUGAAGCUAAAUAACGAAACAAACUAUUACAAACUAAAACCGUACGACAUGCGCGUUCCAAUGGUUUACAUUCCAGUAGACGCAUGUGCUUCACACAUCACAUCCGAAAAUAAGGCUGAUAUCUGUGGAUUACUUUAUUUGGUGCGAAUUCUUGAAACCGACAUUAAUGGCCAUUGCAUUGGCGAACUAGUACAGCCGGUGGGAAAAGUGGGUAAUAUGGAGUCAGAACUGAAAGCAAUACUUCUGCAUAAUGGUCUAAAGGAUAUAAAACCUUUUGACCAACGUUUUAAUGAUCUAUAUGCACAACCCGAUCAGCCUAUAAGUGCAUCGGACUUGCGUGGUCGAGAAGAUUGGCGAAGGAAAUGUGUUUUUACUAUUGAUCCGCUGACAGCGCGUGAUCUUGAUGAUGCCGUUUCAAUGGAGCGUUUGGGCGAUGAUUUAUAUGAAAUAGGUGUCCAUAUCUCUGAUGUAGCUCAUUACUUGGAGGAAGAUAGCGAACUGGAUAAUAUCGUUAAGCAACGCGCUACCUCCAUAUACUUAGUAAACGAAGUUAUUCAUAUGCUGCCGCAAACAUUAUGUUUUAAAUGCUCUCUACUGCCGGGCGAGGAUAAAUUUGCUUUCUCCGUUUUCUGGCGCAUGAAUACGCGUGGGGAAAUUUUGGGACAACCACGAUUCACGCGUACAGUCGUUAAUUCGUGCGUACAAUUAGCCUAUGAGCAUGCACAAAAGGUCAUUGAAAAUCCGGAUGAAGAAUUUGGUAUCGAUGAUUUUCCGACUAUUUGCAACGGAUUCAGUGUAGCCGAUAUUUGUGCAAGAAUAAAAAUUUUAAAUACAAUAGCAGAACAUAUGCGCCAGAAGCGCUUCGAUGGUGGUGCACUAUCAAUUAACAAUCCAAAGCUGCGUUUCAAUUUAGACCCAAAAACCGGAGAGCCGCUAAGCUAUGAAGUGGAUAGCCGUUUCGAAGCAAAUUUUUUAAUUGAAGAAUUUAUGUUGCUGGCAAAUCAAUCGGUUGCGCGGUUCAUUUUUGAUCGAUUUCCAAAUUUAUCUAUAUUGCGCAAUCAUGCGCCACCACUUUCGAAAUCUAUGAAAAAUUUGCGCGAGAAAUUGGCCAAUUUGGGCAUGGAAUUGGAUUGCUCUAGUUCCAAAACAGUCUAUGAAAGCAUGCAAAAAUUGUGUCGUCAAGCUAAGGAUCCCCAAGCAAUGGAUGCUUGUUUGAGCACGUUGCUUACAAAGCCAAUGGCACGAGCCAAGUAUUUUUGCAGUGAAGGCAAAUCGGAGGAGGCAGAUUUAUGGCAUUACGCUCUUUCUAUACCGAUAUAUACACACUUUACUAGUCCAAUACGUCGCUACCCUGAUAUUCUUGUGCACAGAGUACUCGCCGCUGCAUUAGACUACUGCCCACCGCCCAAACGCACCACAGACGAACUGCACAUGCUUGCCAAAAUUUGCAAUGACCAAAAAUAUAAUGCUAAAAAUGCUGGAGAUGAAUCAAUUAAUCUCUUCUUUAAACGUUAUAUCAAAGAAAAGCAAUCAAUUACAUUGCGUGCUGUGGUUACCGAAAUCUUUCAGCAUCUAUUGAAUGUGGUCACUAUUGAAACUGGACACUCGAUAAGUAUUAAUUUUAAAAUGCAAAAAGUAUUGGUUGACACAUCAAAUGCACCUGCAUAUGUACUCAUUG